Equus caballus (horse) is the source of this 2203-nucleotide messenger RNA. RefSeq names its product gasdermin E (gene GSDME). Gene Ontology annotation, biological process: programmed cell death. The record is from RefSeq and is marked provisional. Lineage: Eukaryota; Metazoa; Chordata; Mammalia; Perissodactyla; Equidae. Gene Ontology annotation, cellular component: cytoplasm.
GCGGGGCUGAGUGGCCCCGGAGGUAAUCUAGAGCUCUCAAAAUGUUUGCCAAAGCAACAAGAAGUUUUCUUAGAGAAGUCGAUGCUGAAGGUGACCUGAUUGCAGUAUCAAACUUGAAUGACUCUGAUAAGUCUCAACUUCUAAGUCUGGUGACCAAAAAAAAGAGAUUCUGGUGCUGGCAGAGACCCAAGUACCAGUUUUUAUCUGUCACCCUUGGAGACGUACUCACAGAAGCCCAGUGUCUGAGUCCAGUGGUCGUGGAGUCGGACUUUGUGAAAUACGAGGGCAAGUUUGAAAACCAUGUGAGUGGGACCAUUGAGACGGCACUGGGGAAGGUCAAGCUGAACUUUGGAGGCAAAGGCCUCAGGGAGAGCCAGUCUUCGUUUGGAACCCUGAGGAAGCAGGAGGUGGACUUGCAGCAGCUCAUCAGAGAUUCCGUGGAGAGAACAAUAAAUCUGAAAAAUCCUGUGCUGCAGCAGAUGCUGGAGAGUAAGAACGAGGUCCUGUGCAUCCUGACACAGAAGAUAGUGACAACGCAGAAGUGUGUGAUAUCUGAGCACAUUCAGACUGAGGAGAAGUGCGGUGGCAUGGUGGGGAUCAAAACCAAGACCGUGCAGGUGUCAGUGACGAAGGAUGAGAACAUUAUCAAGGAUGCCAGCGUGGCGCUGGAGAUCCCGGCUCCCACCACCAUCGCGUACAGCGUCAUCGAGUUGUAUGUGAAACUGGACGGCCAGUUCGAAUUCUGUCUCCUACGAGGGAAGCAUGGUGGCUUUGAGCACCAGAGGAGGAGCGACAUUGUCUUCCCGGACGCCGGGGCCUUACAAGACUUUCCGUUCUGGGAUGUGCCAGAUGCUGGGCAGGGGCUGCCUACCCCAGAUGGGCCAUUGAGUGUUUUAAAACAAGGAACUCGGCUCCUGGAGAAGAAUUUCUUUCCCUUUGUGGAGCUGCCGGAGCAGCACCGGACAGCGCUGAACACCGUCCUCCAGGCGGUGCUGUCUGACGAAGAAUUACUCGCGGUCCUGGAACAAGUGUGUGACGACUUGGUCCACAGCCUGUCACCCCCGCUGGCGAUGUUGGGGGAGCUGAAGCCCCCGCACCGGCAGGACCUCACAGCCUUCCUGCGGCUGGUGGGGUACAGGGUGCAGGGCGGGUGUCCUUGCCUGGAAGACGGGGUCGGCAGCCAGAAGCUCUUCUCUACGGCCUAUUUCUUGGUCAGCGCGCUAGCAGAAAUGCCAGAUAAUGCAGCAGCUCUCCUGGGCACUUGCUGUAAGCUCCAGAUUAUUCCUGCGCUGUGCCACUUGCUGCAUGCUAUGUCUCAUGAUGGAGUAUGUGAUCUCGAAGACCCAGCCUUGGCUCCUCUGAAAGAUACAGAAAGGUUUGGGGUUGCGCAGCGUCUGUUUGCCUCGGCCGACAUUAACCUGGAGAGAGUGCAGUCGUCCGUGAAAGCCGUCACCCCCCUGAAAGACCCUAGCGUUCUCCCGCUCAUUCUUUACAUAAGCCUGAAGGGACUCUGUGCUUUAGGCAGAGAGCAUUAAUAAUGUCGUAUUGUGACUUACACGUUAUCGGCCAAGGCUGAGUAUUUUUCAGUAUCGUUAAGAUACUCCUUUGUGGCUUAGGUCAGAUCCAUGUUAAAAGUUGAUCAAGGAAAUGAAUUUGCAAACCAGUUUAAGAAGUGGUGACUUUUUUUCACUAUGAAUCACCUCGAGUUUAGCCACUGGGUCCUCUGCAAACAGUCUUUUUCUCCCAAGGACCCUCCUGUGCUGGUGACUCAGUGCCCCAGUUGGACUCCAGCACCUGGAAAGCUGGAGGAGGGCUGAGAAUUCUAAAGCCCUUUUUUUCUGCAGAAAAAUGGGUCCAUCUAUCACUUUUUUAUAUUUCCCACUUUCUGUUAUACAAAAACAGAUGAGUCUGACACUUUGAUCCAAAAAUUCGUUUUAAAUUGUGAAUGCUGUGGGAAGGCAAUUUCUCUUUCUAGAAGAGGCUGUAGUGAUUGAAAAAUGACCUUUAAGUGCCCCUGGAAUACAUAUAUUCUUCUACUAAACAAAAUUAUACUAAAAUAAUCUUCCUUCCUUAGGGGUCUAGCUAUACUCAUUUUAUUUGACUUUGCCAUGCUUUGAUGAACAUAGUAAUUCUCUGUCUAGAACAGUGUGCUGAUUUCUCAUGCAUUCUGGAUGUUUAAUUUGUAAAAGACUACCUAUUGUAA